AUGCCACAGACUUGGCAGGCUGCCACUGGAACAAAGCAGCAGAUCCAGUCCAGUGACGGUGGAAGAAAGAUCAGUCAGGUUUCCACACUGAAGGAGAUGACGGGGAACAGCAGGAGUUUUAGGGGGCUGUUUUUACUGUGCCAAGUCCAGUGUCUAGCCUUUCUGGCUGCAGCAGAAAUUCAGCCAUGCUGUUUGAACAACAGAAUCAACUGCUCUGAUAAUGAAAAACAAAGAAGCCAAAAUCCAGAGAAAAACCUCGAGCAGCUGCCAACUAUUGAGUUUCUACACGUGUCUGGCAGUUUGAAACGCAUAAAGAGGGAGUGGGUUAUUCCAGCAAUUAACUUUCCAGAAAAUGACCGGGGUCCUUAUCCCAAAUUAAUGGUGAAGAUCAAGUCAAGCAAUCAGGAAAAGGUGGCGAUAACCUACAGAAUCACUGGACCAGGGGCUGAUCAGGACCCUGAGGGGCUUUUUAUUGUUGAUCGGCGAUCUGGGGUGAUGUAUGUGACACAGCCACUGGACAGGGAGAAUACGGCCAAAUACACUCUGUGGGCCCAUGCAUUUAAUGAAGGCAUUAAGGCUGAGGAGCCCAUGGAGCUUAUUAUAAACAUCAUUGACCAGAAUGACAACGCUCCAAAAUUCACUCAGAACCCUUUCUAUGGCAGAGUGAGGGAAGACGCUGACAUCGGCAACUCCGUCAUGAAGGUAACAGCAGUGGACAAAGAUGACCCAGAGACAAACAAUGCUAUAGUAAGGUAUAGGAUUAAGACUCAGAUGCCCAAAGAAGACACAUUUGCAAUAAACCCAGUGAGUGGAGUGAUCAGUGUGAAGGCUGGCGGACUGGACAGAGAGACUCACCCAGAGUACAAGCUGACCAUUGAAGCUGCUGAUAUGGAGGGAGAUGGGCUAACAACCACCGGCACUGCUAUCAUUAGUGUUACUGACAGCAAUGAUAAUGCUCCACAAUUCACUGUCACGUCUAUGUCCACAUCAGUACCUGAGAAUGAGGCUGGAGUGGAGGUAAUAAGACUAAAGGUCACUGACGAGGAUGAGCUUGGAUCUCCAAAUGCUAACACUAGAUACUCAAUAAUCAAAGGCAAUGAGAGGGGGGACUUCAAUAUUUACACAGGCUCCAGUAAAAUGGAGGGAAUUCUCAAAACAGCUAAGGAGUUGGAUUUUGAGAGCCUUCCUGUCUUUACUCUACUGGUGGAAGUUACAAAUGAGGUGCCAUUUACUGGACCGGUCUCAACUUCAACAGCCACGGUCACGGUUACAGUUGUGGACAAGAACGAGCCUCCUGUUUUCAGUCCAGAAGAGAUUCAUGUAAGCAUCCCAGAGGAUGCGAGAACAGAGAGUUCAGUGGCCGACCUCAGAGCGAAUGAUGCAGACACAUCCAAGAAACAGAGUGUAAGAUAUAAGCUACAUAAUGACACUGCCAGGUGGCUGAUGAUUGAUAAAAACUCUGGAUUAGUCACAAUUAAAAGCAGCAUGGACAGAGAAUCACAGUUUGUCAAAGAUGGCAAAUACACAGUUCUAGUCUUGGCUUACGACAAUGAUACUGCCCCAGCUACAGGGACAGGUACUCUGCUUGUGAGUUUAUUAGAUGUGAAUGACCAUCUUCCUGUGAUCAAGCAGAGGAAAGCCAGUGUGUGCAAUAGUGACCCUUUUCCUGUCCUGCUGGAUAUAAUGGACAUGGACGGACCUGGUCAUGCUGGACCGUUUACUGUGGAGCUUCAAGGAGAGCACGGGAUCAACUGGAUUAUUAGCAUGAAUUCCACAAGCAACAUGGCCACCCUGGCUCCCAAACGCGAAUUGUCACCCGGGGACUACAAUGUGCUGAUGCGUAUCUAUGAUGUUGGCAUGAUGUACCAAGACAGCUCACUGAUAGUAGAAGUGUGCCAAUGUCAAGGGGCUGUUUCUACUUGCUCAAUCCCACAUUCUGCACCUCGUCUGCACAGUUCUUCUCUCGCAACCUCAGUUCUGGGAGUAAUUUUUGGCCUUCUGUUACUGCUCUUGCUGCUGCUGCUGUUGCUGAGAAGGAGGAGGAGAUCAGAGAAGGAUGUCCCUCUACUCGAAGAAGUCCCCAGAGACCAUAUCUACUGCUACGAUGAGGAGGGUGGAGGUGAAGAGGACCAGGAGUAUGACCUGAGCCAGCUCCACAGAGGACUUGAUAACCGUCCUGAAGUCUUCUCCACUGAUGUGUUUCCUACUGUCCAGAGCCGCCCAUGCUACCGCCUACAACUCCAAGAAAAUGAAGAGAUUGUGAAAUUCAUUGAGGAUAACCUGGAUGCUGCAGACAGUGACCCCACAGCUCCUCCUUACGACUGUCUGUUGGUAUUUGAUUAUGAGGGCGUUGGCUCAGAUGCAGAUUCACUCAGUUCAGUCAACUCCUCAGACUCAGAUGAGGAGCAGGACUUUCACAGCCUGGCCCUCUGGGGCCCACGUUUCAGCAGGUUGGCUGACCUCUACACAGGUCAGAUAGAUGAAGACGAUGACACAGAAACACUGCCAGGAAAAACAGAAUGGGUCUGACAUGUCCCUAUGUAUUUUUAGAUCUGCCCAAGGUACCAGGAAUGCGG
This is a messenger RNA of Centropristis striata (black sea bass), 2576 nucleotides long. Its product is annotated as B-cadherin-like. The transcript is spliced from 15 exons. The coding region runs from base 1 to 2529 and encodes 842 amino acids. Gene Ontology annotation, molecular function: calcium ion binding; cadherin binding. The record is from RefSeq and is a predicted model, not a curated record. NCBI's taxonomy places the organism in Eukaryota, Metazoa, Chordata, Actinopteri, Perciformes, Serranidae. Gene Ontology annotation, cellular component: adherens junction; catenin complex; cytoplasm. Gene Ontology annotation, biological process: cell-cell junction assembly; adherens junction organization; homophilic cell-cell adhesion.